GGCAGCAAUACACAGUAAACUCCCUCGAACCGGGCCCAGAGCAUCGUCAAACUCGUGAAACUCAUAAUCCGCACACCAAUCAAAUAACCUGGGUUGAAAGUUAAUCCACCUUCAAUUUCAGACAGCGUCGAUCAUCAUGGCUCCUCGUUCUCAAUUGGAAAUCGCCACGGCAUCUGUCCAGCGCCUGGUCAAAGAAGAGGCGUCGUAUCACCGCGAGCUGCAACAGCAGACAGAGAGGAUCAAGAAGCUGGAAUCCCAGGAGGGCGACGAAGAUGAAAACAGGGAAUACACACUGAAGCAGGAGUGUCUGGCUCUCGAAGAAACUAAAAAUGUCCUUCCGACAUUGAAGCAGAAGAUUGAAGACGCCAUAGCUAAGCUCAAUAGUCUGCUGGUCGAGGAGGGCAAGAAAGGUUCCGAGAGCAAUGUCGAGCAUAUUAAUGCUGCGAAGGACGCCAUUGCCAAAGCCAGGACAGCGGAGCGGGAGAUCGCCUGAGAUGGCUUAUAACCAAUUCUUGGGCACAUGUACUUAGCCCCAUCAUGAGGGAAUAUUUAAUAAAUCGCCCCUGAAUAAAAGCAAAAAAUUGACGCGAUUUGA
Molecule: messenger RNA, 595 nt
Organism: Aspergillus sclerotioniger CBS 115572
Lineage: Eukaryota; Fungi; Ascomycota; Eurotiomycetes; Eurotiales; Aspergillaceae
Product: putative tubulin-specific chaperone Rbl2
Exons: 4
Coding region: 137-493 (118 amino acids)
Biological process (GO): post-chaperonin tubulin folding pathway; tubulin complex assembly
Cellular component (GO): cytosol; microtubule cytoskeleton
Molecular function (GO): beta-tubulin binding
Source: RefSeq, a predicted model, not a curated record